Messenger RNA from Momordica charantia (bitter melon), 1389 nucleotides. Lineage: Eukaryota; Viridiplantae; Streptophyta; Magnoliopsida; Cucurbitales; Cucurbitaceae. The record is from RefSeq and is a predicted model, not a curated record.
GUACCAGAUGCCUCUUGCCCUUGUUGGACUGAUAUCAUGUUUAGCACUUUGGGACGUUGUUAAGUUUUGUGGCGAUAGGUGGGGAUUAGACAGAUAUCCAGUUGUUUGGCAGUGUUUGGUUCGCAUUGCCCAAUGUGUGACUGUCAUCAUUCUUUUGUACUCCAACUUUCAAAUGGCGCUCUUCUGUGCACUUGGCAUUGGAUACGCAGGCAUGGUUUUUCAUGCUGCAUUUCGGAAGCUGACUCUUGCCAAGCCACCAUCUACUGGAAAUAGAAAAAUAGCCAGCUUCAGGCAACAAUAUUCGUAGUCUUAUACAUGGGGUAUGUUUAAUCCAGUCACUGCUACGCAUCAACAACCAAUUCUCUGGGCUAUGGCUAACACAUGCCCUGCAGGGGGCACCUUGCCCUUGCUGGCAAGUUCAUACUAUGGCAUGGGGUUCUCUGAUGAUCCUAUUGCCCAAGAGUUUCAUGGCUUCGUCUUUCAGUGUUAGAGCCAAUUAACAAGUCAAGCUCAAAUCAUGUUUAAUUAGUUUGUUCAGUUAGUUUUUUCUAAUGGAGUUUGGUUAGUUUGUAGCUACACUACAAAUAUAGCAUUUUGUACUCACGAUCUUUAUUUAUUUUGAACAAGGUACAAACUUUUCUGAUAAAUGAAAAGGAACAAAAAAUUAUAUUCACGACUUCCUUUAAAGAGUGUUCAACAGAUUUCGGAUCAACGUACAGGAAGCUUUUACUGUAUUAGAGCACAAAGGCUAAAUGCACUAAUUGCUUGCACACAUGAUCUUGUCAAAAUAUGUCACAAUCUUGGUUUAGGGUUCACCUCUAAACCAUCGAGUUGUAAGAGAAAUCAGUUCAUUACUGCAACGCUUAAUAACGAACAACUUUACUCUUUAAAAGCAUUGAGUAACCUGAAGCAUUCUCCAUUUUUAUUACUUGUAGAAAGCAUGUUGAUGGUGUUAAACGUUUGUAACUAUGUUCUUGUUGAUUCUGCUGAUGAAUCUAGCUUCCAUUGUUUCUAAACAUCCUAUUGCUGCCACUAUGCCUAUUGAGCGUUGACUCUUCAUCAGAUGAUACUCAGACACUCUUUGCUACACAAAACAGGCUUUGUUUCAUUGUACUAAUGAGAUGGAAGUCAAAAGAUUCAACUGGGUGUUACUCAAAUGAGAUCAUAAGCCAUCCAUUGCUAGAUAUGAAUCAUAGUACUUUUACCCUUUGAAGGAAGGGGUCUUGCAGGUUUGAGCUAUUGCUGGUACUUUGCAGUCAUAUCAGACCAAAUACAUACACCUCGAGAUUUGUUAGUUCGAGCCACAAUGGAGCCAACUCCAUCGCAGUCAGGGGCGUUUUGCCUUUGGCCAUACUAGUCAGUCCUUUUGCAAUUGUCAUUUGUAUAGAU